AUCAACGUAUUGCCCUUCUUACGCUAUCGCAUCGACAUUGUCCUUCAGUUCCCUGACUUCCACGUACUAUGUGUCUAAAAUAUGUAUACAUAUGUACAUAUGAAUAUAGUUCGAAAUAAGUAUUUAGCGACUUUUAAGUUCUUUGUUAUUUAUUAAAGGAUGGAAACAGUGCGAUCUUGUGGUUGCAAGGGAAUAAGAUCUUGUCUUCUCUGCGAAAUUGAACAUAAGAUUGUGAAACCCAAUCUUAAGACUCAUUUUGAGGUUAUAUCCCAAAAUUAUGUAUAUUGUCCAAACUGUGACAAAUCAUGGCCUGGUUGGGAUGCUGAUCUUUACAAAAAUCAUCCGUAUCAUCGAGGAACUGCCAUAGAAUUUCCUGGUGUAUAUAUAAAGCUAGAUUUUCUAAAUCCUUGGGAAAUUAAUUCAUUGAAGAACGCGCUUGAAAAAAUACCUUGGGAAGUUUCUCAGAGUGGAAGACGGAAACAGAAUUUCGGCCCAAAAUGCAACUUCAAGAAAAGAAAGCUUCAGUUGGGUUCUUUUGAUGGUUUUCCAAAGUCUACUCAAUUUGUGCAACAAAAAUUUUGUCAAGUACCCAUGCUUAAUAAUUUCCAAACGGUAGAACAAUGUACUUUAGAGUAUGAUCCACUACGAGGAGCUUCGAUAGAUCCACAUAUCGAUGACUGCUGGAUUUGGGGUGAAAGAAUAGUUACUGUGAAUGUCAUGGGCAACUCAGUUUUAACAAUGAGUCCUUACCAUGGUCCAGAUACGAAAUAUAAUUUAGAAAGCGUUGCAGAGUAUUCCACUAUACUCGAAGGCUUCGAAUUUGAUACAAAUGAUAAAAAUGAAAGUAGUAAAGAUAUCGUUGUAAGGCUCCCAAUGCCAGAGGGAUCGCUUAUGAUUCUUUACGAUAGUGCAAGGUACAAAUGGGAACAUUGUGUUUUAAGAGAAGACAUAACUUCUAAGCGAAUUUGUUUGGCUUAUCGCGAAUUAACUCCUCCAUAUUUAUGCACCUCAAGAAAUAAUGAAAUAGUCAAAGAACUCUUAAAGAGAGCUUCGGUCUUUCAAUGAAGUGUGAUUAAGGUUUGAAAAUAAUUUAUUCCAACAAAGUAUGUAAUAUAAAAUUUGUACGAAAUAUUUGUACGUUUCAUUAUAUAUUAUGAAAAUAUAUUAAAUCCUUCUAUAUAUAUAUA
Bombus pyrosoma is the source of this 1187-nucleotide messenger RNA. Its product is annotated as alpha-ketoglutarate-dependent dioxygenase alkB homolog 4-like. Bases 160 to 1065 code for a protein of 301 amino acids. The transcript is spliced from 5 exons. Gene Ontology annotation, biological process: oxidative demethylation. NCBI's taxonomy places the organism in Eukaryota, Metazoa, Arthropoda, Insecta, Hymenoptera, Apidae. Gene Ontology annotation, molecular function: demethylase activity; oxidoreductase activity. The record is from RefSeq and is a predicted model, not a curated record.